Molecule: messenger RNA, 1752 nt
Organism: Trichosporon asahii var. asahii CBS 2479
Lineage: Eukaryota; Fungi; Basidiomycota; Tremellomycetes; Trichosporonales; Trichosporonaceae
Product: Glutamyl-tRNA synthetase
Exons: 6
Coding region: 1-1752 (583 amino acids)
Biological process (GO): glutamyl-tRNA aminoacylation
Molecular function (GO): ATP binding; tRNA binding; glutamate-tRNA ligase activity
Source: RefSeq, a predicted model, not a curated record
AUGAGGACAGCAACGCGGAGCUUCAGGCUCGUCUCGCCGCGCCUGUGCAGGCUGCAUUCGACGCAUGCGUCGCACCAGCAUCUCGCGCCCGAGAACGCUGCGGGAGCCGUGCCGCAGAACGCAAGGCUCAGGUUCGCCCCCUCCCCGACUGGAUACCUCCACCUCGGCGGACUGCGUACGGCGCUGUUCAACCACCUCCUCGCGCGCAAGUGGGGAGGCAAGUGGCUCCUCCGCAUUGAGGACACGGAUCGGUCCCGCCUUGUCCCUGGCAGUGUGGACGCGCUCCGUAGCGCCCUCGAGUGGGCUGGCCUCGACUACGACGAGGGUGUGGGAGUCGGUGGACCGUGUGGUCCAUAUACGCAAUCGGAGCGAACAGAUCUGUACAGGGAGCAUGCGAAGGAGCUCGUUGACAAUGGUCACGCGUACGAGUGUUUCUGUACACCAGACGAGCUCGCUGCUAUCCGCGCCUCUCUUCGUGCACAGGGAACGCGACAGGGCUACGACGGGCGAUGCAGGCACCUGUCCCGCGACGAGGUGCGGCGGAACAAGGAGGCGGGCAGGCCGUACGUCGUCCGCUUCAAGAUGGAUCCAAAGGUGACGAGCAUGCCGGCGGACCUGAUCUUCGGCCAGGGACAGCCGAUAGGCGGGCAGAACGAGGACUUCAUCCUGCUGAAAUCGGACGGGUUCCCGACAUACCACCUCGCGUCCGUCGUCGACGACCACCUCAUGGGCAUCUCGCACGUGUUCAGGGGCGAGGAGUGGCUGCCCAGUGUGUCAAAGCACCACCAGCUUUACUCCGCUUUCGGAUGGACGCCGCCGCAGUUCGGCCACCUCCCCCUCCUCUGCAACGAGGACGGGACGAAGCUGUCAAAACGAUCCGGCGACGUCGACGUCGCAGCGUACGAGCGGGCGGGGUACGAGCCCGAGGCGCUUGUCAACUUCCUCGCCCUGAUGGGGUGGGACCACCACGCCGCGCUCGAGCAGAGCGUAGACAGCCUGCCCUACCACGUCAGGCAGGACCAGAACUCGUACUUUGAGGUCUUCUCUAUGCCACAGCUGAUCCAGGCCUUUGACCUGGGACUCGUCAACCAUCGCCGUGCCGCCGUCAGCAGGAGCAAGCUCGACUUCCUGAACAAGAUGACGCUGAGGCGCAAGGCGGGCCUGAUGUGGGACGACCCCGAGUUCCUCGCUACUGUCGGGAAGGACGUCGGCGCGAAUGAGGCGAAGAAGGCGCAGGAGACGGCCAAGGAGGAGCGCGGGCAGCUCAUCGCCCGCUUCACGGAGGACCUGAAGGCGCUGCCCGAGGUGAAGGACUCACCGCGCUUGAACGAUGCCAAGUUCAUCGAGAACAUCUUCAACAUUGAGCUUCCCCGUGCCACAAAAUUGAACGAGAUGGCGCCCAAGUCGGCAUACUUCUUCAAGGGGCCGAACUAUGAUGACGCGGAGGUUGGAGCGUUCUUCGCAAAGCUGAAGGCGACUACCUACGUCGAGGGCCUCGCACAGAUCAUGACGACUCUCUCCUCCCCCUCUCUGGCUUGGGACAUGGACUCGAUUGACUCGGUCAUCAAGCAGACCGCGAAGGAUCUGAAGCUGAAGAAGAAGUCCGAGCUCAUGCUUUCGCUCCGUCAUGCGCUGACGGGCGAGAAGAGCGGACCCAUGAUAGCCGAGCUGAUGUGGACGCUGGGCCGGGAGGAGACCGUGAGGCGGUUGAGGGCGGGCCGGUCGUGGGUCGUCGCCAAGCUGCGCGAGUGA